AUGGCUACAGUCUCAGAUCCUGUGUUGGCUACGGGCCCUGAUGCUCUCGAGGAAAGUUUGGGGCGGCUUUCCAAAAAGCCCGGAGUUAAAGCUGCAAUUGUCCUCGAUCGUGCCUCUGGGACGAUUCUCAAGACAACGGGGCAAGUUGGGACCAUUCGCAAACCAAAGCCGACCGGAUCUUCAACUGAGUCUCCGUCACCGGCUCCGGCGGCCGGAGCUUUCUCGGGCGAAGGCGAUGCAAGCAAUUCCAACCAAAACCAAGAUGUGGAGGAAGUCGCCGCAUUGGUGUGGAAUUUUGUCAACACUGCAGGCGGCCUUGUGGAGGAGCUUGAUGCUGAGGAUGAAAUGAGACUCCUGCGUUUACGAACCAAAAGGCAGGAGUUUGUCAUUGUUCCAGACCCGAAAUAUUUGCUCAUUGUGGUCCACGACACGUCUUCGGCAUGA
Molecule: messenger RNA, 444 nt
Organism: Thermochaetoides thermophila DSM 1495
Lineage: Eukaryota; Fungi; Ascomycota; Sordariomycetes; Sordariales; Chaetomiaceae
Exons: 3
Coding region: 1-444 (147 amino acids)
Biological process (GO): microtubule-based movement
Cellular component (GO): cytoplasm; cytoplasmic dynein complex
Molecular function (GO): dynein intermediate chain binding
Source: RefSeq, a predicted model, not a curated record